AUGAAUGCGCCCAUCGAAGACGACAGGUCUAUCGCCGGCCCGAAAUACAUCUUUGAGCGACACGAAGAGAAGAAGAUCAGACGCCGAUUGCUGCAGAGCGCCUUCUUCUUUGAUGUCCUCGCUGUAGCGCUCGUAAUGUCGCUAUGCAUUGGCGGUUGGACGAGAAGCAACUCCGGCUGGUCGACCGGUACCAUGAGCGAAGAAUCGCACCUCGUCACAUGGUCGGCGGCAUACCGCCGGAAUGCGACGGGACUCGAAAGGACCUUCGCCAUGAGUUGGUUCCUCAGCAGCUGCUGCUAUACGGAAGACACAAACGAUGGGCUCGGGCAGGGAGGCUGCAUUCACCGGAUGCCCGGCAGCCCGUUUGAUCUCGGCAGUAUCAUGGCCGAUAUCACAGCCAGGUUGACUGAGGCAGACAAUCUGAACUACGAUGGGGACGGAGCAGGCAUGUUUGAGGGCCUGGAAAACAUUGACUUGUCCUCCGCGACCACGAUAACCGCAUCACGCGACGCACUUGCUUCCUACGGCAUCUUCUUGGCUCUGUCUCUCGGAGUAUGGCUGUGGCACCUCAUUGUUAAGAGAAAUUCGGUUCAGGUCAAGCCGUCAUCCUGGCGCGUCAUGGCAUAUUCUCAAGGUCUGGCGGUGGUCGCGUUGUUGGUCGCCUCGGCCGUGACGACGGCAUCAGCCUACAAGGCUGAUGGUAUUCUCGGGGAGCACGAGGUCGUCUUCAGGUACCACUCUGCCGGCAAGUCAUUCGCGGUCAUGACGUGGUGCGCGUUCAUCAGCCACUCAUUCGGCCUGCUGGCGUACGUCGGUUCGGUGCUAGUGUGUGAACGGCUGCAGCGGCCGGAGCUAUAUCCACCAGAGCCAGAACCGGAACCGGGAACAGUGCAACCGGCAGUUGUAGGGCGUGGAGUCAACAGAGGAAAUAGGCGAGACGCACCCGUUCACAGAGAGCAAGACCCGGAUGAUGUCGACGACGAACUGCCGCCAUACUCGAGGGUCGACCCGUACGGAAUAAGCAUCAGUAGGAUGGGGAGGCAGGGGUCCCAGACAUCACGAGAGUCCUUUGAAGACAUUGAACUGGGAACGGUCGGGAAUCGUGGGCACGCGCAUGACGUUGAUCUGAGUGUGCCGGCACCAGACUACGAGCUACAUGAGAGCCCGUCGAACCGCGGUGCUGGCAGAGGACCUGGGAGUUCGACCUGA
Messenger RNA from Colletotrichum spaethianum, 1209 nucleotides. RefSeq lists its product as uncharacterized. The record is from RefSeq and is a predicted model, not a curated record. The transcript is spliced from 2 exons. NCBI's taxonomy places the organism in Eukaryota, Fungi, Ascomycota, Sordariomycetes, Glomerellales, Glomerellaceae. Bases 1 to 1209 code for a protein of 402 amino acids.